Molecule: messenger RNA, 2329 nt
Organism: Gracilinanus agilis (Agile Gracile Mouse Opossum)
Lineage: Eukaryota; Metazoa; Chordata; Mammalia; Didelphimorphia; Didelphidae
Gene: VSIG10L
Product: V-set and immunoglobulin domain containing 10 like
Exons: 8
Coding region: 1-2283 (760 amino acids)
Source: RefSeq, a predicted model, not a curated record
AUGGCCACCCAGGGGCCGGGGCCUCUCCAGCAGCUGCUCCUUCUGUUUCUGGGUGAGCCCCCUUCCAAGCCUACUUCCCAAGACCCCUACAUCCACCGCCUCUCCCACUGUCUGCUCUUGUCAAAUAAAAACCAUCUAGUUUCAGGCGCGGGAGCAGCCCUCCAUGCAGUGCGCUCUCUUGGGAGAGGCCAGUCCUCCAGUCCUAGUGCAGCCCCGGGCCAGAGCGCCUCUUCCCCCGCCCUCCGUGGGAACUCGACGGUGCUGAGUGGAAAAGCCUUCCUCACCACGGGCCUGAGUGGCAAUGCCUCUCCUCUUGGAGCCUCCGGAGGGAGAGCGCCAACUCCCCCAGGCCGAGAUUGGAAUGCGGCCCCGCUCCAAGUCCCUUCUGGGUGGUCCAUCCCGCGGGGUCCUGGGGGCCCCUUGUCCGUGCUCGUAGGUUCUCCCAUCUCUCUACACUUAGCCCCAGCGCCAGCCCUGGGCCCACCCAGUCCGCUCGUGGUUUGGCGUCGGGGCCGCACAGUGCUGGCGGCUGGAACUUUGGGGACCGAGGACUCCCCCCCUAGUCUAGCUCCAGCUUACCAGGCCCGGCUCCGCUUUGACCAGGCAACUGGUGACCUGGAGCUGAGGCAAGCAGAGCUGGAUGACAGCGGGCACUACACUGCGGAGGUGAUUCACGCGGGGCGCGAACGGGAACUCCGGGAGAUCACAGUCCACGUAUAUGAGCCGCUGCCCCAACUGGCGGUGGUACCCGCAGACCCAGUGACGGAGGAGGGGGCGACCGAGCUGCGGCUGCGCUGCGUGGGAGCCCGGUCCAGCCAGGGUCAACUCAGCUGGAGCCAAGACGGGAGGCUUCUGGAUGCGGAGGGCGGAGAUGGCGACGGUCCGGCCCGGCUGAGGCCCGAUGGUGUCGACCUGGUCAUCGUGCGUCCGAAGAGGACAGACCAAGCAAACUACACGUGCCGGGUGCAAAGUCCCUUCGGAGCCAGGCAGGCCACAGCAGCUGUCACUGUUCUGUACGGCCCGGAUCCUCCAGUCAUCACCAUCUCCUCGGACCAGGACGAGAGCCCCGCCCGCUAUGUCUCCGUGGGCAGCAAUGUGACCCUGCGCUGCAAUGCCGCCUCUAGGCCGCCCGCCGAGCUCUCCUGGAGUCUGGCUGACCCACGAGAAGCCGCAGUGCCUGCGGGGCCCCGACUCCUCCUGCCCCGCGUGGGGUCAGCCCACACGGGAGCCUACGCCUGCCUCGCGGCCAAUCCACGCACCGGACUCCGGCGCCGCGGGCUGCUCAACCUCACAGUAGCCGCCCCGCCUCCCGGCUCCCCGCGUUGCUCCCUGCAAGGCUCCCCGGGUGACCGAAGCCUUCUCCUGGGCUGCAUGUGGCCCGGGGGCGUCCCUGGAGCCUCAGUGCAGUGGACAGGGCUGCCCCGCGAAGUCCCCGCGGGCCCCGCACCCUCCUCGCUGCUCGUCUCGGUCCCUGCGGGACCACAACUCAGCGGAGUCACCUUCACAUGCCUCGGGCGCCACCUCGCGGCCACAAAGAGCUGUAGCGUCACGCCCAAGGCCCCCCAGGAAGUGCUGCUGAGAUUGGAAACCGAUGGGUCUAGGUCUUCGGAGGCCCUGGUGACCCUGGAGGCCACGGGCUGUCCUCCACCAGCCAGAGUGACCUGGGCUCGAGAGGGUCGGCCACUGGCCCCCGGGGGCGGGGGCCGCCUAAAGCUGAGCCCUGAUGGUCGCAGGCUUCUCCUUGGCAACUUCAGCUUGGAUCAUGAUGUGGGGAACUACUCUGUGCUGUGCAGUGGGGCCCUUGGGGCUGGUGGGGACCGGAUCACUCUCACUGGGCCUUCCAUCUCCUCUUGGCGGCUACAGCCUUCUGAUGGGGCUGCUGUCCUGACUUGGGAUGUGGAACGUGGGUGUGUGAUCAGCGGCUUCGAGGUGCAGGCACGGACAGAGAAGCCAGAAGCAGGCGCCAUAGGCUUGAGUGGAGGUGCCUGGACAUCUUUGCUACUCCUGGGACCCACGGAACGAUCGGCUGUCCUAAUUUUGCCCUCCCAGCCCCCAGGGCCUUGGAAACUUCGUGUUCUUCCCACUCUGGGUGGUCAGCCUGGGAUCCCUUCCUCCAGUCGGACCUACGGGGCCGGUUCCAUCCUGAGCCCCGGGGCCAUUGCGGGCAUUGUGCUUGGCACUUUGCUGGGUUUGUCCCUCCUGGCAGCUCUGCUGAUCCUGCUUGGAUGCUGUGCAUGUCGGUUAAGGGGUGAGCAAAGGACAGCUCUGUUACUUUUGAAUUGAGAAGGAAAGAAGGCCUUAUCACGAAGGAGGUUAAGUGAGCAGUGAG